This is a messenger RNA of Paramacrobiotus metropolitanus, 1742 nucleotides long. Its product is annotated as putative neutral sphingomyelinase. Gene Ontology annotation, molecular function: sphingomyelin phosphodiesterase activity. The transcript is spliced from 9 exons. NCBI's taxonomy places the organism in Eukaryota, Metazoa, Tardigrada, Eutardigrada, Parachela, Macrobiotidae. The coding region runs from base 315 to 1559 and encodes 414 amino acids. The record is from RefSeq and is a predicted model, not a curated record. Gene Ontology annotation, cellular component: cytoplasm.
CGCGAUUUAUUUAGCGUUUUAGAUUUUAAUUUUGAUUUUUCAGAUUACAUUUUCUUAUGGAAUGGCCGAAUGGAUUAUCCUGUUCCUUCGGUUGGUGGUGUAACUGGUGUUAUCGUUGUCAGCUUGAAUCGUGCCUAAUGGUGAUUGCAUAAUGCUGCAGUGCGACUGCAGAUCACUGCACGUGCACGAAGUACGUGAGUAUCUGUAAUUGUGUUUUCUAUUCUUACUGUUACUGGAUGGUGAUAGUCGCUGUUUUCCAUUGUGGUUAUUUUGGUUUAUCAUCGCUGUAAGGAUCCAGCGGGAGACUGGCAGGAAUGACGGUGGAGCUGAAGAUCCUCGAUCUGAACUUUUGGGGCGUCUGGCUGAUCAGCAAGCACAUCCAGCAGCGUCUGGCCGCGCUCAUCCAGGUGCUGGAGGAGCCGACAGCGCCCUGGGACCUGGUGGUGCUGCAGGAGGUGUGGAGCGAUCGCGACUACAACCAGCUGGCCAGCCGUAUCCAGCACAACUACCCCCAUACCUACUAUUUCCACAGCGGCGUGAUCGGCAGCGGCGUCUGCGUGUUUUCCCGAGGACCCAUUGUCUCCGUCCUGUGCCACCGCUACUCCCUCAACGGCUACGCGCACAAAGUCUGGCACGGCGACUGGUUCGGCGGGAAGGUGGCCGGACUGUGUAAGAUCGUUCACAAGGGCCUCCGCAUCAACCUCUACGCCACGCAUGUGCACGCGGAGUACGACCGCGAGGCGGACACGUACCUGGCGCACCGCAUCGUGCAGGCCUACGAGCUGAGCCAGUUCAUCCGCUGCACCAACGCCGCCGACGACGACAUCAACAUCGUCGCCGGUGACUUCAACUUCGAGCCCACCGACCUCGGCUACCAGAUCGUCACGCAGUUCGCCGAAUUGAAGGACUCCUGCACCUUCGCGCUGCCGGCGGGUGAUGCGGCGGAGGUGAACACGUGCAACACACCGGACAACGUCUAUUCCAUCUGCGAGGGGAAGCACGACAAGGUGCCGCGCGGGAAGCGCAUCGAUUUCGUCAUGUUCGGCCAGGUGGGAGGGCGGACGAAGGUGCAGUGCAGCGAGAGCCGCACCGUGCUCAACCGCAUCCCCGACUCGCCGCUCUGCUACUCGGACCACAAGGGCCUGCAGGUCACGCUGCAAGUGGCCACCGAGGCCGACACAGAAUUCUUGGCGGAACCCAUGACCCCUGAGCCGAAAACCGUGGGCGAGACGUACGCGGCGGCCGUGGGGAUCCUGGAGGGCGCCCUGCAGAAGGUGCGCUGGGACCGGCGCUUCUUCUACGCCCUCAUGUCGGCGGCCUUCGUGGGCCUGUUGAGCACGGUGGACAGCGAUUCGCAGGCGUCGGCGGCGCCGCGCUGGGCCAUGCUGGCCGUCCGCGUGCUCCUCGUCGUGCUGAUGGUCGGCGCGCUGUGGAUGGCCGCCAUCCUCAGCCGCAUCGAGUACCACUCGCUACUGGCCACGCGCAACGCCAUGCGCAUCCAGCAGGAGCACCUCUACAGCGCCAAUCCCUUGUUGCGGGUUGUUUCCGAUAAGAAAUAAUUUUUAAACCGUCCCGUGUCCUGGUAAGGGGUGUGGCUUGUGAGAAAUACUGAAUCGGCAGCAUUUAUUCGAAUAAAAUUAGAUGACACUUUUUUUUGCGUAGACGAUGAUUUUUUUUACAAUUGGAUGGAAAUUGCACAACUGGAAAAGGGAUGAUUUAUUUAUUAAAGUGUAUUUCUUUUC